UGCGAGGAGGGCGGGGUGUCGUUCCCUUUCGCUGAUGCAAGAGCCUAGCGCGGUGCUGGGCGAAGUGUCGGUAGGAGCUGCGCCGACUCCGGGGUCUGAAGCUGACCGGUCUGACUUCCCACCCGUGCGGAACCCGCUAGAGCCACAGCCAUGUCCGGGGACGAGAUGAUUUUUGAUCCUACUAUGAGCAAAAAGAAAAAGAAGAAGAAGAAGCCUUUUAUGUUAGAUGAAGAAGGUGAUGCCCAGACAGAAGAAACCCAGCCCUCAGAAACAAAAGAAGUGGAGCCAGAACCAACUGAAGACAAAGAUGUGGAAGCUGAUGAAGAAGACAGUAGAAAAAAAGAUGCUUCUGAUGACUUAGAUGACUUGAACUUCUUUAAUCAAAAGAAAAAGAAGAAAAAAACAAAAAAGAUAUUUGACAUUGAUGAAGCUGAAGAAGGUGUAAAGGAUCUUAAGAUUGAAAGUGAUGCCCAAGAGCCAGCUGAGCCAGAGGAUGACCUGGAUAUUAUGCUUGGCAAUAAAAAGAAGAAAAAGAAGAAUGUCAAAUUCCCAGAUGAAGAUGAAAUACUAGAAAAAGAUGAAGCUUUAGAAGAUGAAGACAGCAAAAAAGAUGAUGGCAUUUCAUUCAGUAACCAGACUGGGCCUGCUUGGGCAGGCUCAGAAAGAGACUACACAUAUGAGGAGUUGCUGAACCGAGUGUUCAACAUCAUGAGAGAAAAGAAUCCUGAUAUGGUUGCUGGAGAGAAGAGGAAAUUUGUUAUGAAACCUCCACAGGUUGUCCGAGUAGGAACCAAGAAAACUUCUUUUGUCAAUUUUACAGAUAUCUGUAAACUAUUACAUCGUCAACCCAAACAUCUCCUUGCAUUUUUAUUGGCAGAAUUGGGUACAAGUGGUUCUAUAGAUGGUAAUAACCAACUUGUAAUCAAAGGAAGAUUCCAACAGAAACAGAUAGAAAAUGUCUUGAGAAGAUAUAUCAAGGAAUACGUCACUUGUCACACAUGCCGAUCACCGGACACAAUCCUACAGAAGGACACCCGACUCUAUUUCUUACAGUGUGAAACUUGUCAUUCUCGAUGCUCUGUUGCCAGUAUCAAAACUGGCUUCCAGGCUGUCACGGGCAAGCGAGCACAGCUCCGUGCCAAAGCUAACUAAUUUGCUAAUCACCAUUGAUUUUUCCAAAAUGUGUGGUGGAGAUUUGGCUGGACAGGUUACCAUCAGAGUGGAUGUACCAUUGAAUUAAAAAACAAGAUAGAAAAGCUGCCAAGUUCUUUGGCAAGUGAUCUGAAAUCCUUGCAAGAUGCCGAUACUGAAGCUGUUGACAUACUCGUUGCCUACUUUAACAACUGUCAAAGAAACAUGAUGGGGUAAGGAGGUGCUUUUUAAAAUCGUUCAUAGACUUCUGUAAAAUGCAAGAUAAAUUAAAGUUAUUAUAACUGAUUCUUUCAAUUUGAUCUGUCCUUCAGUUUUCUUUUCUAUAAUAAAAUGCUCGUUGAAUUUAGCAAAAUACAAAACAACCAACUUGGUUCUUGGACUUUGACCUCAGAAACUGAAUAUUGGCAAACACUGGAGCUGGGAAGCCAUUUUCCUUUCCAACUUCUCAAGUUACAUGGCUAGAGUAGGUAUGACUUAAGUGGCUGGAAGAGAAGAAUGGGACAGCAGCCUGUUUUUAGUUUCCAGAGAAUGAAGGAUUUCCUUUUGUGAGGAUUGCUACUACCUCACUGCCAAUUCCUCAUUUCCCUCCUGUGACAACACUUGAGACUGAGAUAGCUGAAAUUUCAGCUGUUGUCACUCAAGGGAACUACCAGGUGCUAGGUUCCUCAUCCUUGGAAUUCUUGUUACAGGCCAGUAUGUCCUAUACCUGACAUACUGUUAGUUAGGCCUCUGUUGUUGAGAAAGCAUAUGUAGUACAGAGAAGUCUUAGGGUCUAAAUAGCAGCACUUAAGGAAGCUUCUCCAACCUAUGUUCUAGGUCAGUAAAAGACCCCUUUCAAAUGCUUUUCUGUACUAAACUAACUUGAAUGUGGCCGUGAAACCAAGAGAUGCUGCUGCGUGUGUGGUCUUGCUGUUACCUCCAGCUCUGUUUCUGAGGAUUGAGCUAGCGAGGUAUUCUCCAUCGGUGCACAGGAGGGUCCAUCUUGUGGGUCUGUGCUAUAAUCUGCCUUACGUGCACCUACCAGGAUAAGGACAUACAUGAUGCUCCUCACUUUCCUGCCAUCAGAUGUUAAUCUUGCUAAACAUCCCAACAACAGUCACUCAGCCAAGACAAGGUUAUAUUUAAUUACUGUGAUCCUGGAUUUUCAAGUAAGGCCAAGUGUUAUACCAAGUACUUGGCUGUGAAGUGGCAGAGGGCAUGUCCCCUUGACCAAGUAGGUCAAGAGAUGUGCCAUAGUCUGGCUGACCUGCUACCACUCACUGCCAUGUUGAUCACAGCUGUUGAUGACUAUUUUUUUCUUUUUUUCUGUUCUUUUGUACCUCUGCCCCUAAUUCCCAAUGUUGGCUAUUAUUGCGUGAAUAAAGCAAGGAUCAGUGCCUCUUGUGUAA
Mesocricetus auratus (golden hamster) is the source of this 2540-nucleotide messenger RNA. It is a transcript of the gene Eif2s2, whose product is annotated as eukaryotic translation initiation factor 2 subunit beta. Bases 151 to 1152 code for a protein of 333 amino acids. The transcript is spliced from 9 exons. Gene Ontology annotation, biological process: translational initiation; formation of cytoplasmic translation initiation complex; formation of translation preinitiation complex. Lineage: Eukaryota; Metazoa; Chordata; Mammalia; Rodentia; Cricetidae. Gene Ontology annotation, molecular function: translation initiation factor binding; translation initiation factor activity; mRNA binding. The record is from RefSeq and is a predicted model, not a curated record. Gene Ontology annotation, cellular component: eukaryotic translation initiation factor 2 complex.